Doryrhamphus excisus (bluestripe pipefish) is the source of this 1332-nucleotide messenger RNA. RefSeq names its product transmembrane protein 248. The record is from RefSeq and is a predicted model, not a curated record. Lineage: Eukaryota; Metazoa; Chordata; Actinopteri; Syngnathiformes; Syngnathidae.
CGGUCGUAAAGCGAUCAAUUUGUCGUGAAUAAAAGCUGUCGUGGAGUUGUUUUUGUCACUCCGUUACAGAUGAACUUUGUGUGCUCCUUAUCAAAUGUCGAUAUGCCAAUGUUCGAACAUUGUGCAUAAAUGGCGUCGUAAUGGGAGGAAACUGCUUAAGUAUAAGGUUAUUUGUAUCCCAUAAUGGUUUUCGCCCAGACGGUUGGCAAUUUAAGAGAUUAUGUGUCCAGUAAUCCUCCAGCAGUGGCCUUUUUCCUGUGUCUCCUGACACUGGCUGUCUCAUUCACCAGCCUUGGGUCUUACAGCAGCACCCACACCCUGCCCAACCCUGACACAGAAAAGGACUGGAACCAUGUUUUUUCCACCUUAUCAAAGUUUCAUCUGUGUGUAAAAGCUGAAUGGCGCACAGAUGAACCGGUGACUCCAGAUCCUUCUCUUCUGACCAAAGAGAGAACAGAUGGAACAACUCGGUCACUUGACUCGACAAUACAGACUCCAUCAGUGACCACUUUGCGACUCAAGGUUCCUGUGUCUGUAACAAGCAGCCCUGGCCUACCAAAUGAUGUGGCCCUAUUCACAGCUAUGACAGCCAGUCAGUUAUGUCUUGGGGGCAAUGAAAUUGUCACUCUGGAGAUCCACCCUGAAAAUGAUACCUGUACCUGUCUCGUUAUAAAAGCCCAAGCAGAUCUCCUUCCCAUGAGACUACUUCCUCCAGAGUGUCCUGCAUCUGAGAGCAACCUUUCAUCUGUCCAUGUUGAGGCAAUGAAUCAACCACCAACAGCAUCACAAGCCUGCUAUGGUCUUCUUUCCAGGAACGACCCCGCUCUCACCGUCAUGUUAACAAAGGAGGAGCAAUGGGUUGCAGUGCGACAUUUGAUGGAAGUCAGUGUGUGUCUGAUAGUUGUUUGUUUAUUACUUUGUUUAGUUGCAAGCCUGACACAUCCACCGAUACGCAGCUACCACAGGAAGGGGCUGGAUCUCCAAAAUGCAGAUACACCGAACCUUUGAUGCCUAAACAUUUUAUCAACUCAAUAUUGAAAGACUGCAUCACCAUGAGAACCAUUUUUUGCAACCAGUUUUCUUACAUCCAAUGGCUGUCAAGAUGUCUGCGAUAUUAACCUUUGUGCCUUAAAAAUAUUUUUGAUGUAGUCCUGUUCUGUAUCUAGUUUGUAAUUCAGGAAUUGUAUACAUUGGUUCUGACUCUGAACAUUUCAAGGAGAAAUAUGUUAAACCUUCCCCUGUUAAAACCAAAUGUUGGGGGUGAACUUUUUUCAGAGGACACAAUACUGUUACGAUCUUAUUUGGAUAAUAAAAGACAAUGCAUACACGGUA